GCGCUUUGCGUCGAGUGUUGAGCCAGCCUAUACGAGCGUAGUAACCCUUACCGAUUCCCAAACGCUGCGCCAGGGUAGCGUCAGACCCACGCCGACGCCGUCGACGCAAGCCACGCGCACCGGAGCCCGCUGCACACCAAGCUCUCCCUGUGUGCCAGAGAGAGCUACACGAUGGCCGAAGUCCCGGCGGACCUCUCCGCCUUCGCGGACGAGCUCGCCGACGCCGCCGGCGCGGUCAUCCGCAAGUACUGGAGAACAAGGGUAGAAGUCAUCUCCAAGGACGCGCGCCUCGACGUGUUCGCCGACGAGCCCGUGACGAUCGCCGACCGCGAGUCCGAGCGUGUGAUGAGAGAUAUGAUCGAGCAGCGCUACCCGGCCCACGCUAUCCUAGGCGAGGAGCACGGCGCGAAGGGCGACGGCCGAACGAGCGAGUGGGCGUGGGUGCUCGAUCCUGUGGAUGGCACGAAGUCGUUCAUCACGGGCAAGCCGCUGUUUGGGACACUCAUUGCUUUGUUGAACUACGGCAAACCGGUAUUGGGGGUCAUCGACCAGUGCGUGCUCAAGGAGCGCUGGAAGGGCACUAGUACCAAGACGACGUUCAACGGGCGGCCCUGUUCGACGGAUGACUGUACGUCGUUACAAGAAGCGAUGGUCUACGCGACGACGCCAGAGAUGUUCGCGCCUGGGUUGGAGACGCGAGCAUGGAACUACUUGAGCUCGCGAUGCAAGCGCGCUUUAUAUGGGUGCGACUGCUACGCGUAUGGGCUGUGUGCUUCUGGGAGUGUGCAGCUCGUGUGUGAGGCGGACCUGAUGCCUUAUGAUUACCUGGCCGUCGUGCCCGUGGUCUUGGGCGCCGGCGGCGUGAUGACUGACUGGGAGGGCCGGCCCUUGACGCUGCCGAACCACGACCUAUCGAAGGGGCGGGUCCUCUGUGCCGCUAAUUCCAAGCUGCAUUCUGAGGCGCUCGCGGCGCUUAGGAAGGCGCCUCCCUUCUCGCGCGCGGCGCGGGACGCGUUUCUUCUUGGUGUGGCGUGCGGCGUCGCGGCGAUGGCGUUCUUGCGGGGGCGUAAGUGAUCGUGUCGUGUUUU
Pelagomonas calceolata is the source of this 1088-nucleotide messenger RNA. The record is from the annotation of a GenBank genome assembly. NCBI's taxonomy places the organism in Eukaryota, Pelagophyceae, Pelagomonadales, Pelagomonadaceae.